This is a messenger RNA of Corylus avellana, 1773 nucleotides long. Its product is annotated as F-box/kelch-repeat protein At3g23880. The record is from RefSeq and is a predicted model, not a curated record. NCBI's taxonomy places the organism in Eukaryota, Viridiplantae, Streptophyta, Magnoliopsida, Fagales, Betulaceae. Gene Ontology annotation, molecular function: protein binding.
GGUAAACGAACAUCUGUCAUCAUCAUCUUCCCCAAACUUCCAAUUCGUGGAUUCCAAUUUCCAAAGAUGUUAAUUUGUUAAUUGAAGCUGCUGCUUUCGGGAUUACUCUCUCUGAUUUCCAAAACUAGAAGAAGAUUCUUUAUGGAAGAAGAUCUCUCAAACGAAGCUGGGGUCGAAAUGGAUGAAGAAGAAGAAGAAGAAGCAAAGGAAAUGUUAGCUCCUCUCCCAAACGAAGUGGUGGUCGAAAUCCUCAUAAGACUCCCUGUGAAGUCACUGGUGAGGUUCAGGUGCGUUUGUAAGGACUGGUGUUCUCUAAUCUCCAGCAACGCCUUCAUCGCCGCCCACACCAACCGAGCUCUCUCUCGAAGCGGUGACAACAAUACGAGCAGCCGACUUCUAUUUCGGUACGGACAAGUGAUUUUCUUUAAUAUUCUAGGACAUAGACAAUUCGAGCACUUUAGUCUGCGCUCUGAUGAUGGAUCAUUUGGUAACUUAAUCCGGUUGAAAUACCCACAUCAAGGUGCUUUCUUCGAUGUUUAUUACAACAUAGUGGGCUCAUGGAAUGGCCUAAUCUGCUUUGCUUUUGAUCACCCUGCUCACAGCGCCUAUAGGCUAUGGAACCCUUCCAUUCAUAGAGCUCUAAGCCUUCCAGAGCCUAACUUCACGGUCUCAUCACACGGCAUUUAUAAGCAUUUCCAUGGAUUUGGGCAUGACCCAUCUACCAAUGAUGUUAAGCUGGUCAGACUUGCAUAUCAUGGACUUCAUUUCAAGGUUCUGGUCGAGAUUUAUACGCUUAACACUGGCUGCUGGCGACCCAUUGCUGCCCCUGCUCCAUCAUAUAUUGUCAAUGAGCGUUGCUUAUCCGUUUUUGUCAAUGGGGCAUCCCACUGGGUCGCCCAUACUCCACCACAUGAGCACACUUUUCGCAAUGUGAUAGUGGCGUUUGAUAUGGGUGAUGAAGUUUUUCGUGAGAUUGAAGUACCCAACUGCUUUGUUGGGAAGUUGUAUUUGAAUAUGACUGUUGCGGUGCGUGAUGGAUUACUUUGUCUUGUCCCAUUUAAUGAACAUGAGCAGGAACAGUCUUUUUCUAUAUGGAUCAUGAAAGAGUAUGGCAUUGGAGAAUCUUGGACUAAGCUAUUCAACAUUGAUAUCAGUCAAGGAUUAAAGAGGGUAGUAGCUUUCAGGAAAAAUGGUGAAGUUGUAGUUACUGACAGAAAUGGGGAGCUUCUUUCGUACGAACCAAAUAUCCAACAAGUAACUCAGCUUGGAUUUCGUAAAUAUUCAUACUCGGGAAAUAAAAAUGGGUUUGUGGAGAGAUGGUUUUUUUUGGAUAAAUACUUGGAGAGCCUUGUUCUACUAAAUGCAUAAAAUAGAGUCUCGGGGCGGCUGGCAUAUACUUCUGAUUCAAGUGCAAGAAAAAUAGGAAGAAAAGGUAACAACCAUGACGACAAUGAAGAUGAGAGUGAGUAAUGAGUAUGAAGACGUGGACACGUAGUUGUUUGACUAUUUGUAGAGAUAGGUGCUGUAAUGGAGUAUUCUCAUGGCUAUUUGGACAAUACUGAGUAAAUGUUUGGAUGCUUGGACAGAUUAUGUUUUUUCCUAGAAAAUCAAGCUUUGUAGAUAAUCGCUUGUUGUCUAAACAUAUUCUAUAAUCUAUAUGGUUAUGUUUCCAUAACAUUAGGUUGUGUUGUACUGUGAUGGGAUUCCUGUUGACAAUGAUGAUUUUAAUAGCUAUUGUUUCGUUUGGUGUGAUGAUUUAUCACAUUUUACAUU